Macadamia integrifolia is the source of this 7953-nucleotide messenger RNA. RefSeq names its product jasmonate-induced oxygenase 4. Bases 5642 to 6499 code for a protein of 285 amino acids. The transcript is spliced from 3 exons. NCBI's taxonomy places the organism in Eukaryota, Viridiplantae, Streptophyta, Magnoliopsida, Proteales, Proteaceae. The record is from RefSeq and is a predicted model, not a curated record.
CUCUCUCCUCUCCUCCAUUUCUUUUCCUCACCCUAAUUUUUCUCUGUAACCUUAUCUGAUCGAUUCUAUCCCUCUCUCACCAUAUCCUCUCCCCCCAAUCUCUCUCCGCUCCUCUCUGCGUUCUCUAUCUCACCCUAUCUUCUUGCCUCAAUCACUCUCUUACCCUACCCCUUGGCAGGUUUGUCGGAUUUAUCCUUGUCCUGUCCUCUCCACGAUUUCUCCAUCCGCCUCCCCUGAUUUCUCUCCCACGAUUUUAUCUCUAUAGCUGAUUUCUCUCCCUGAUUUCGCCGAUUCAUCCCUGGGACUCUGUCCGCCUCUCCACAAUCUCUCUCCACGAUCUCUCUUUUACCUUACCUGCGUAACACGAUCCCUCAUUGCCGAUUCAUCCUUGUCCUGUCCUCUCCACGAUUUCUCCCUCCGCCUCCCCUGAUUUCUCUCCCAUGAUUUUUAUCUCUACAACUGAUUUCUCUCCCUGAUUUUGCCGAUUCAUCCUUGGGACUCUGUCCGUCUCUUCACGAUCUCUCUCUAACUCACUUGCUUAACUCGAUCCCUCUCGCACCCUAUCUUCUAGUCGACUUGUCCACCUCUGCCUCUUCUCAUUUCUCUCUCUGAUUUUAUCUCUACGACCUACCCAGAGACCUACCCAGAGACUCUCCAUCUACACCCCUCUACCAGUUUACCCCUCCGCUCACUCUCAUGACCUUAUUUCGACUACCACUCUGAUUCUCUUUCUUUCAUUGUCCCUCUCCUAUCCCCGAUAUGAUUUGUGACAAGCUGAUCACGGGUACUGCCCUGGCCAUACGCAGAACUUUCCGGGGCCACCGGUUUGCUGUGUAGUCAGGGGUUCUUCUUUUACUCCCCCAUUUAUCUCCCAAUCAUUUGUGCUUAUCUAUUUAUUUGUAGAUUGUUUGCAUGCUCUAUGUGGUAGUUUUGUUAUGCUUAUUAAUUUAUUUAUUUUUAGUUGCUUUGCAUAUGUUAUGUACUGUGUACUCCCGUCAUUUACUUUCCCGUUGUCUCCUUUUUCUUGUCAUGAGAUUUUGGUUGGAUUUUAUCGAACCUGUAGUUACCGGUUUUGGCAUGCACGCUCUUUCUCUUUGAUUUUGAUGCUCGAUUAUUGUAUUAAGUAACUAUUCUCAUUGCACUUAAAUAUCUCUUUUUAUAUUUAUAUUUAUUUUGGUGCGUUAGGUUGGCAGCCGGCAUCUUUAUUAUAAUCAGCCACACACCUUUUACAUGGAUUCUUUUAUCCAGUCUUGAUUAUCUUUUGUUCUUUCUUAAUUUCUACCUGUUGUGUAAUGUCUCACCGUCCUGUAACGAAUGUAGUACACAAGUGUAGACUCAGACUUGCCACCUAGAACAUUGGAUCCUUAACAGAAAAAAAGCAUGGAGUUGAAAGAUGUUAUGAGGAGAAGAAAGAUUAAUAUUGCGUGUAAUAUUGCGUGUAUACAAGAGGCUAGAUGGAAGGGGAAAAAAGCUAAGGUGUUGAUUGACUUUAAGCUUUAGUAUUCAGGAGAUCAAGUCACAAAGGAGGAGUAGGCAUAGUUGUGGACAAAGACCUAGAGAAUGACGUUGUGGAUGUGAAGAGAGUGGGAAAUAGGAUCAUAUCCACCAAGAUGAUUUUGGAGGAAGAGACUGUUAAUAUAAUUAGCGCAUACGCACCACAGUUAGGGUUGGAUGAAGGCAAUAAGAUACAAUUUUGGGAAGACAUGGAUGGAUUAGUGGAUCAGUAUAGCCAGGAUGAAAAGAUUAUUAUAGGGCGUGACUUGAAUGGACAUGUUGGGAAGGAUCGACGAGGAUAGGAGGAUGUAAAUUGAGGUUAUGGUGUUGGGGAGAGGAAUGAGGAGGGGAUCUUUGUUUUUGACUUUGCAGUUGCCUAUGAUCUACCUAUUGUGAGCAACUUUAAAAAGAGAGAGGAACAUCUUGUCACUUAUAGAAGCGGACUGCAUAAUAGCCAAAUUGACUUUUUCUAACUCAAAGGGCCGAUAGAUUGUUGUGCAAGGAUUGUAAGGUUAUACCUAGGGAGAGCCUUACUUCCAGCAUAGAUUGGUGGUCUUGGAUAUGAGUCUAUGUCCAUAAACUCAUAAGAAAGGGAAGCCUAUUUGCCCGAAGGUUAGAUGGUGGGGAUUAAAGGGAGACACACUGGAUGCAUUUACUGAUACAGUGAUCAAACAAGGAAAGUGGAACAAUGAUGGAGACUCUAAUGUGAUGUCGACUAAGAUGUCGGCUUGUAUUGAGAGGGUUGCUAAAAGGUCCUAGGGGAAUCAAUAGGCACCUGUCGCGGCCAUAGAGACAUUUGGUGGUAGGAUGAUGAGGUCUAGGCGAUCAUUAAGUUUAAGAAAGAUUGCUUUAGACUUGGCAAAGGACUAAGGAGGUAGAUGAUAAAAAGAGAUAUUAUGCUGCCAGAAAUGAAGUUAGAAAACUUGUGGGGAAAGCGAGUGCGAAAAAAUAUGAUGAGCUUUAUAAUAACCUAAGCACUAAGGCUAGGGAAAAAGCUAUAUCAGAUUGCUAAAAUGACGGAUAUAAAUGGCAGAGAUUUUGAGCAUGUCAGCAGUAUCAAGGUUGAGAAUCGUAUGGUGUUUGUAAAGGAUGAAGGCAUUUUGAAGAGAUGGGAUGAUUAUUUUUGCAAAUUAUUAAAUGGAGACAGCUUAAGUGGGUCUAACAGGGAAGAGUGCAUCACUCAGCAAGACACUACACGGCAUGCACAUACACGUAACAUUAGUGCGGUUGAAGUUAAAGAUGCCUUAAGAAAGAUGAAAUCAAGUAAGACUCCUGGCCUAGACGAAGUCCUAAUAGAAGCUCGGAAAAAGCUUUGGACUUUGUGGUGUAUCAUGGUUAACCAACCUUUUUUAACAAGAUAAUGAGCACAAAGAAAAUGGCAGACGAGUGGAGGAGGAGCAUUGCUGUACCCAUUUACAAAAAACAAUUGGAAUAUUCAAGAUUGCAACAACCAUAGAGGCAUAAAACUUAUGAGCCAUAUUAUGAAGCUUUGGGAGAAGGUUAUUGAAGCCCGCUUGAGAAGAGAAUCUGAUGUCUUAACCAAUUUGGUUUCAUGCCAAAUAGAUCUACUACUGAAGCCAUCUACCUUCUUAGAAGACUCAUGAAAACCUAUAAAACUGCCAAGAAAGGCCUACACAUGGUCUUUAUUGAUUUGGAAAAGGCCUAUGAUAAGAGUCCUUAUAGAGUUAUUCUGGCAUGUUCUAGAGAAGAGAAGGGCGUUGAGCAGAUAUGCAGACAUAAUUAAAGAUAUGAUGAAAUGGUGACUAGUGUGAGAACUAAGAGUGAUCAGGGGAGCGAGUUCCCAAUUACUAUUGGGCUUCAUCAAGGAUCAGCCUUAAGCCCUUACCUAUUUGUACUUGUAAUGAAUUUUCCCUUACGUUGGAAAAUGACAUGGCGACUAUUGAGGGGAGAGAGAUACAACAAAGUGACUUCUUUAGAUAUUUGGGAUCUAUCAUAAAUAAGGAAGGUGAUAUAGAAGAUGAUGUGUCACAUAGAAUUAAAGUUGGAAGGAUGAAGUGAGAUGUGAGACCAGAGUUUUGUGUGACCGAUGUGUCUGUAAAAAACUUAAAGGAAAAUUCUAUAAGACAGUCAUACGCCCAACCAUGAUAUAUGGUGCGGAAUGUUAGGCAGUGAAGAAGCAACAUAUUAAUAAGCAGUUUGUAGCGGAGAUGAGAAUGUAAAGAUGGAUGUGCGGGAAAACUAAGAAAGAUAAGUCAAGGAAUGAAAGCAUUUGAGUGGACUUGGGGGUUGCCCCAAUCUAUGAUAAAUUUCGGAAAAAUCACUUGAGAUGGUAUGGCCAUGUUCAACAGAGGCCAUUGGAUGCACUAGUGAGGAGGACUGAUAUGAUCCAACUAGAAGGACAUAAAAGAGCUAGGGGCGGACCAAAAUGACCAUAGGAGAAGUGAUGAGAAAAGACAUGCACAGAUUAGGCCUUGCGCCAAGUAUGGCAUUGAACAGAAUGGAUUGGAGGUCCAGGAUCCGGAUAGCAAACCCAUAUAGCUGUGUCUACUUCGUUACUAUUUUUGCGAUUUGCUUUCUGUCACUUAUUUUUCCAUGUUGUAUACAUAUAUAUAUAUAUAUAUAUAUAUAGACACACACACACACACACACACACACACACACACACACACUCUCUCCAGCUCGAGGGGGAGUGUUGAAUAUUGUACUGCUUGAUUAAUAUAAGGUAGAGGUUGUCCAUGACAGAGGCAUUCCAUUCCAUUCCUAUCUUGUUUACCCUCUCUCCUCUUCUCCAUCCCCAUUGUUCUCAUCUCUUCUUCACACAGGCCCUGGUGAUUGAGGUUUCUCAUAAUAAGAAUUUGGUUUAUUUGAGAAACAUGUCUCUAAUUCAUGGAUUUUCGUAUAUUUUCUGCUUCCAACCAUUUUGUGUAACAGUAGGAGAAAACCUGUGCCAUGCACAGGAGGUUAAGGAAAUAAAUAUUAGGUCUGGGACCUUCUCCUUCUUCUGAUCUUAUGCUUUCCGUUUUCUUUUGGCUGAGGUUUACUCGUCUAGUGGUAGUGGUAGUGGUAGUGGUAGUGGAGAUCAAAGUAUGUGUCCUGUUUUUGUGUUGCUUUAAUAAUUGUAUUACCACCAUAAAUGUUUAAAAAAAAAAAGAACUGUAUGUGGAUAAUGGAAGAUUCAGUUGCAUCAGGUUUACAGAACAACUACAAUUUACGGUGAUGAGCUGAUUGUUUGAAAAAUCCAAGUACAGCUUCAGGUGAAACCAAAAUAGGUAUAGAACUGAGAGAGACCUCUAUUUGCAGCAUUGCUGCAAUACCACUUCCAAUCAGAAUCCAAAAUUGUAAUUGCAGGGAUCUGGAAUGGAGCAAGGGACAAAUCGAGAUUCAGAAAAAUGGAGAUGAUUUUGCAAUCUUAUUGUUAAACGUUAACAAAGAAUGAGAAGAGAGAAUGAUGAAAAAUUAAGUAACAAAAUGGUGGUGAACCAUCUUUGUAUAGCCAUCUCUCUCUUCAUCUUCUGAAUGGGAAAAAUUGAUUUGUCAAUGCCAAAAACCCUUUUUAAAGCUGGAUGAUUUUGCAUUACUAGAAGUCAAAUGUUCUUCUGUGCCAAAGAGAUAAUGAUACUUAAUGACCUUGGAGAUUGAACAUAAGAAAUUAGAGGACUAAAUAUGGAUUCAAAGAGAAGUCGUCCGGAAUCAAAUCAGAGGAUGGCAAUUUGGAUGAGAGAACCUUUUCUAUUACUCCGAUGUCUGUGUAGGAGAUACAAAGAGGCUUUUAGGAACAGGGAAACACGAGAAAGAAAGGCGUGAAUAUCUGCAAUAUAUGUGUUGAGACAUGGUCCUAUCUGGUGAAAGCCUAUGUGUGAUAGGGAUAAAACCAAAACCUGAUCCAGUGGGAUCAGUUGGCAUAGGUAGGGGGGAGAUUUAUUUUGAAUAAUGCCAGGAUUAAAGAGAUUUUUGGAUAAAGAGUUUCAUAGGGAGAGUUUCCUAUUUCCUAAGAGGGAUCUACUUUCUAAUUUUCCUUUUUCGAAUUGAGAUUUAAAAUAAAAAUACAUGCCUGUCCUGCACACUAGUGAUAUGAAUUGCAGGAUGGAACAUGUGAUUUAUCAGGUUGACUUAAAUGAUUUUCAUACUAAGCCAUAUUUGUUGGUGCAGAAUUUUGCAUAUCAAUUCUGUAGCCUCAUAAGCUUUCAUGGAAGUUGUUGGUGGAGUGCCUUUUUCCAUACAAACUAUUGCACAAUCGGGUCUUUUUGAUGUUCCUUCCCAAUACUUACAACCACCUGAAAGUCGACCUGGAUUCUGUCAUGAAAGUUCAGAUUCAAGCAUCCCCGUGGUCAAUCUCUUCCACUGUGAGACCAAACAAUUGGGCAAUGUGCAUAAGGAGCUUUCCUGUGCUUGCAGUGAAUGGGGGGCUUUCCAGGUCAUUAAUCAUGGUGUUCCAAAGCAGUUGCUUGACUGCAUGAGGAGUGCAGGACUUUCAUUUUUCAAAGAACUUUCAGAGGAAAAGAGGGAUAAGUACAGAUGUGAUCUAAACUCUGCUGCUUCCGAGGGUUAUGGCAGCAAAAUGUUGAUGAAAGAGGACAGUGUUCUGGACUGGAGGGUUUACUUUGAUCACCAUACGCUACCAUUAUCUCGACGUAAUCCAAUACGGUGGCCAGACUCUCAUCCUAAUUACAGGGAAACUGUUGUGGAGUAUAGUGAGCACAUGAUGACACUAGCUCAGAAACUCUUGAGUUUGAUCUCUGAAAGUCUUGGUCUGCCAUCCUCAUGUAUGGAAGAGGCAUUGGGGGAAAUCUACCAGAAUAUCACAGUCAGCUUUUAUCCAAGUUGCCCCCAGCCAGAGCUUACACUAGGUUUGCAGGCCCAUUCUGACAUGGGUGCCAUUACACUUCUGAUACAAGAUGAUGUUGCAGGUCUUCAGGUAUUGAAGGAUGACCAGUGGUUAACCGUACGACCUUUAUCUGAUGCUAUCGUUGUUCUUUUGGCUGACCAGACUGAGCUGAAUGGUGGGUGCAAUAUGGAAGAGACUCAAACAACUUGUCUAAAGUAGCAAUUAAAGUGUUAUCCCUGACAUGUUCCGCCACUAGGUGUGAGUGCAAUUGGAGUACUUUCAAUCCAUACACUCAAAGAGACGGAACCAAUUGGAUGCUAUAUGAUUGUCAGACUUGGUGUAUAUGCACUAUAAUAUGAGAUUGAAAGAAGAGCACAUAUGCUUUGGCAUGUAGAAUGAUACUACCUCAAUCGAGCUUUGCCGAUAUCUUCCAAAUAGAUGACGAUGAUGAAGAUCCCCUUUAUGAGUGGGUUAGAGAUCGAGGUAAGCCACUUUUAGAUGAGCCUGGUGGUUGGCCUAGCAGUCAUAUUGCUUCAGGAAUGGAUGUUGAUGUUGAAGAAUAUAUGUCAGAAGAGGGCAGAAUUCACUCAGAGACACCCAAUCCAUUUGAGUCCCACCCUGGAGUUGGAAAUAAAGAAGAGCGCUGGUCACCUUCAUCGUCUUCCACUUGGACCCCUAACCCGACACAAGAUGAUGAUGAUGAUGACGAUGACGAUGACGAUGACGAUGACGAUGGUGAUGGUGAUGGUGGGUAUAAUGGCGAUGAUAGAUUAGCUACCCUGCGAGAGGAGGAUGAUAGGAUGUGAAGAGAUCCGGUUUCACAACCAUCACUAAUCAGAUUCACAAGGGAGACUGAGUUCACCCAUACCACGCAAGAUGAACAUCACGAUUUUCGACAACAGAGGCUGUAGUAGAGGAUCUCGCAGGAGGUUCGGGCCUGAAGAUGAGACAACUGGGAUGGGCCAAAGCAUGUAUAUAUCUAGCUUGUCUGGCACAAUGGAAACCAUGAGUUUGGGACAGAGUGGAGGAUUUGGGCAUUUGCUUGCACCAGAAUUCAUUGACUUGAGCCCUAGUCCAAUACAUCAUGGUGAUAGUGGCUUUGAGAGUGCCGGAUCAGCUGCAUCACAUUAUGGGUAUCCAUCAUAUGAUGUAUAUGCCGGUAGACCAUCCUUCAAGAGCACCGGUUCAUUUGGAUAUGGUGGUGGGUAUGGACAGUAUGGUAUAUCUUCUACCUCAUUUGAACAGGAGGGUAGUUCAGGUGGUGGGUCAUCUUUUGUUGACAGUAUCUUUGGGUAUCCUUCCCAACCUUGUGUGCUAUAUCCACAUACUAUUACUGUGACUGAGUCAUUCCCUAGGCUGAGAUACCUAGCUGAUGUUGAUGCAUUUUAUUGAUGGGUAGUGAUAGACUACCAAAAUAAUUGGGCCCAAAACAUGUCAUGGGACGCAUAUGUGAUGCAUUCAGAGGAGCGGCAAUGACAUCUGCAGUGGUACGCAGCUCGUGGACUUGAACCGAGUAGACACUUUACUUGGAAUUGACUUUUGAGUGUUGAGUGUUGAGAGAUGACUCAUGAUGAUGUAAUUUUAUUAUUUAUUUUGGAUCCUUUGUAUUAUGUAUUGAUGUAGAUUGUAGACUAUGUAUUUAUGUAAUAUAGUUUCAGACUUUCAAUCAACAA